AUGAAGUCGCCAGUCCCCCCUGCCCUGAAGCCAGCGCCCCCGAUCGCUGGUGUCUCUGCGCCUCCGGCUCCGGACCUCGAGACGUGUGGGGCUCCAUUGUCUCCCCUGCCUGCCCCGUCGGCCCUUGUUGCUGAGCCGGGCCAUCCUGCUCCUGUUGCGGGUCCCGCGCCAGGUGCUCCUGAUCCGCCGGUUGUCCCUGUGAAUCCUGCGGCGCCGCUCGCCGCUGUCGAUCCUGGUGUUGCGCCGCCCGUGCCUGAGCUCCCUGCGGCGCUCCCCGCCGUGGUUGUCCCUGUUGCGACCGACGCGGCUGUUGGUUCGUCGCCGAUGGCGGUGUCCGCCACCACUGGCGGCCAGGGCCCGACUGUGGCGCCAGCGGGGGCCGUCCAGCCGGUCCUUGUUGCUGCAUCUGCGGGUCAUCAGCAGGGCCAACGCUCCUCUCGCCCGCAUUCUCCUGCGCCCCGUGAGGAGCGGGAGUCGUCACGACGCCGCCGCGAUUCCCCCCAGCGUAACCGCUCGAAGGCGAACUGGCAUGCGGAACAUGGCGGUCGUGGGGGAUGGGCGGGAGGUCGUGGUUAUGGCGGCGGCUCGGCGUAUGUUCAGCCGAUCUCGCUGGCGGAUGUGCAGCGUGUUGUCUCAGCGGCGAUACGUGAGGAGAGGGCGGUGCAGCGCCGAGGAGCGGCGACGGCACAGUACCCGCCUCUGCUGCCUGCUGAUCCAGCGCCCCCAUCUGCUCUUGAUGCACCACUCCCGACCUUGCCUGGGCCCCCUCGCAUGGCUAAAGUCCCGGAGGCGAGCCUGGCGCAGUUGUGGCGGCUCUGUGAGGCCCUUCGCGCCGUUCACCUGAUCCAGGUGUACAGUCACGCUGCUCUGUUCCAGGGGAAUUCCCUGGACGGAGGCCCUCGGGACGAGUGCCUCGAUGCGGCGGAUCGGCUCGCCGAUAUCCUGGCGCCCGUGCUGGCUGCGCCCGCGCGGGGUGUAAUUGCGGGUGUUGGGCAGCUUGGUACGGCUGUCCGAGGGUUGAAGCGGGUCCUGCGCGCUGGUACUGGCGACGAAGUGAUCGGCGCAAGCGCGGCGGUGGUGUGGGAGAUUCACCGCUCUCAGACUGGGCUCCUUGCGGUUCAUGACGCGGAUCAGUUCUAG
Molecule: messenger RNA, 1140 nt
Organism: Closterium sp. Naga37s-1
Lineage: Eukaryota; Viridiplantae; Streptophyta; Zygnematophyceae; Desmidiales; Closteriaceae
Source: the annotation of a GenBank genome assembly